This is a messenger RNA of Grus americana (Whooping crane), 1895 nucleotides long. It is a transcript of the gene TRAPPC2, whose product is annotated as trafficking protein particle complex subunit 2. The record is from RefSeq and is a predicted model, not a curated record. The transcript is spliced from 5 exons. Bases 147 to 569 code for a protein of 140 amino acids. Gene Ontology annotation, biological process: endoplasmic reticulum to Golgi vesicle-mediated transport. Lineage: Eukaryota; Metazoa; Chordata; Aves; Gruiformes; Gruidae. Gene Ontology annotation, cellular component: cytoplasm; TRAPP complex; nucleus.
CAAAGCUACAGCUCCGUGCACGGCUCCCGGCGGACGCUAAGGCGUCACGGCGGCGCCGGAUGCUGGGGCAGGCAGAGAGGAGCGCUUCCGGGCGGCCGUUGGGAGCCGUUGGAGAGCUCGCGUCGCAGGGAGCAUUAUAUUGAAGAAUGUCUGGAAGUUUCUACUUUGUCAUAGUUGGUCAUCAUGAUAAUCCCAUAUUUGAAAUGGAAUUCCUACCUCCUGGAAAAGUAGAAUCCAAGGAUGAUCAUCGCCAUCUCAACCAGUUCAUUGCCCAUGCUGCACUUGACCUAGUAGAUGAGAACAUGUGGCUUUCUAACAACAUGUACCUGAAGACUGUGGACAAGUUUAACGAAUGGUUUGUUUCUGCUUUUGUCACAGCUGGCCAUAUGAGAUUUAUAAUGCUUCAUGAUAUAAGGCAAGAAGAUGGAAUUAAGAACUUCUUUAAUGAUGUGUAUGACUUGUAUAUAAAGUUUGCAAUGAAUCCAUUUUAUGAACUCAAUUCUCCUAUUCGAUCCAGUGCCUUUGAAAGGAAAGUACAGUUCCUUGGGAAGAAACACCUUUUAAGCUGAAUAAAUACAUUUCCUGAAUGAGUGCUUUUACAAUACUCUCCUGAUUAUUUGAACUGUAGUUCUUCUGGUUGGUUCUCAGCAUGUUUGAUAUUCAUCUUCUGAAGAUAGACAAAUUGGAUGCUGGAGAAGCUUUUUUUUUUUUCUGAUACAGAUAAGAACAACCAAGCUUCUCUGGUUAAAACAUGUAUCUUAAGAAGUUUCCUUUUAUGUGCUAUGAAAACCAAGUUUAAAAAUGUCAGGGGCUUAAUUGGUACAAACUGAAACAUGUGGGUGUCAAUGCGUAUGCAAAAUGUAAGCCUCAUAUACAGGGUGGGAGGAAAUCGGAUCUAAACGCAAAAGACAUCUCUACUCGUGAUUUAAUAUGAGCAAAAGGGAAUUCUUGACUGUUGAGCCUAAGUGGUUGAUUUUGUUAGGAACUUUUCUACAUACAGUCCUUCGCUACAGAACUUAGCAGACUAACCAGACUAACCUUAGUCUUUGUGGUAUUAAAUCAGGUCUAUAUUUAUAUUGUAAUAUGUAAUGUAUGUAUUAUAAAGUGCUCAAUAAAAAGAAAAGAGGAUGUAUCAGCAAAGCUGUGUCUUCAGUAUUUCAAGAAGUUUUGAGAAAAAAACCACUUUGUUUUAAAGCUUAAAAUUUCAGAUUUACCAGAUGUUCAGUGCAAUACGUGUUUAGCUGCAGUGUUGCAUCAAUGAAAUGAAAGUAGACCAGAACAGCUAUGUCUGCCCUGACUUCAGCUCUAAUUCACACAUGGAGAAACUAAACUAAAUGUACAUGUUUAAGCCCACUUCUUUCCAUUAUCUCUGCAAAUGCUGAAAUUUUCUUUUUGAAAAUGUAUUCAGAAUGGGAUCUUUGAAUUAUGAAAGUCUAUUUGUUGAGGUUUCAGAGAGGCAUUAUUUGCCCUGUGUGGCUACUAUUCCAUUGUAAAAUGUGGUUGGGGACCCUUUUGCAAAACUUGCCGUCAUUCCAAACUAGUAAUUUUUAACUAGGUCAUUUGGCAUAUAUGCACCCAAGGUUUUGGUUGGUUUCACAAUCUUUUAAGUAGUCUGUUUCCUUUUGCAGCAAAUCUGUAUAAGCUAUCUUGGCCAUUUUUUUUAAUGUCUGAAAAAUAAUUUCCAAAGGAAGUGGCAUGCUGUUCUAGGAAGUACAUUUUGCAUCGUCUGUGUAAUUGAAGGGACCGCAUGUGUAUGUGCUUUAAAUGUCUUAGUCAUUAUUUCUUUGUAAUUUACACUUACUGCUAAACUGUCACUGUAAAAUAGUCCAUGAGAAAAAGAAUGUGAUAUAAAAAUUGCAAUAUUUACUGUAAAUAAAAUGUGGAAUGAUGCAGUA